This is a messenger RNA of Calidris pugnax (ruff), 1914 nucleotides long. It is a transcript of the gene FRA10AC1, whose product is annotated as fragile site, folic acid type, rare, fra(10)(q23.3) or fra(10)(q24.2) candidate 1. Lineage: Eukaryota; Metazoa; Chordata; Aves; Charadriiformes; Scolopacidae. The annotation marks the transcript as partial. Gene Ontology annotation, molecular function: phosphatase activity. Gene Ontology annotation, biological process: dephosphorylation. The transcript is spliced from 13 exons. The record is from RefSeq and is a predicted model, not a curated record.
UGGACAGUGCUGGUUCCUGGUUGCGUUAGCAGGUACAGUGACUGUCACUGUUGCUUUCAGGCACGUGGCCAUGGAGACUACGAUUCUGAUUUUAGCGAUGAGGAGAACGGAGAGAAGUCUGUGCAGAAGACUAAAAGCACAAAGGAAGAUGGCCUUCUCACCAAGCCAUUCCAAAAAGCCAAACAAGGCAGUGUGGUUCACAGACAGUUUGCAGCUCAAGAAUGGGACAGGGAAGAAGCAAGAAAAAGACGAUUUCACUUGAUAUCGAUGGAUGCUUAUGAAAGACAUAAGAAGUUGGUGAAGGACUACAUUUUGUACUAUGGUGGGAAAAGAGAGGAUUUCCGACGCUCUGGAGCGAAUGACAAGACGGAUCUUGACGUUAUUAGAGAAAACCAUAGAUUCCUGUGGAACGAAGAUGAUGAAGCAGAUAUGAAUUGGGAGAAGAGGCUUGCAAAGAAGUAUUAUGAUAAAUUGUUCAAAGAGUACUGUAUAGCAGAUCUCAGCAGAUACAAAGAGAAUAAGUUUGGGUUUAGAUGGCGACACGAGAAAGAAGUAAUUUCAGGAAAAGGUCAGUUUUCCUGUGGAAAUAAGCACUGUGAUGGGCAAGAAGGCUUGAGGAGCUGGGAGGUGAAUUUUGGUUACGUUGAACAUGGUGAGAAGAGGAACGCGCUUGUGAAACUCAGACUAUGUCCAGAAUGUUCCUACAAACUGAACUUCCAUCACCGGAGGAAAGAAGUCAAAGCACACAAGAAAAGAGGCACAGCUCUACCAAGCUCUAAAGAGCCCAAAAUUAAGAAGACAAAAUUAUCUUGCUCAGAAAAAAAGAAGUCCAAAAAAAAAACCCAAGAAGAUCAGGUUUCUUCAGAAGAUUCAGAUAAUUCUGAUAAAGAUUCAGAUAACAGCGAUGCCCAGGAUGGCCCUUCAGACGCUGACUUUUGGAAAGGUCCUCUCCAAGAAGCAGAUGAGAAAUCACGGGAGGAGGAGUUCGAUGAGUAUUUUCAAGACUUGUUUCUCUGAAACUGGAAAUGGAUUUAGGCUCAGUCGUUUCUUGCGUUGUCAAGCCAAGCAUCUGGGGAUCCAGUGCUAAUUAGGGACCAGAGCCCUCUCUCUGCCCGUGUACCUCUGCUGGGGUCACUCACAUGGACCAUCCUCGGGAUGUUUUGUUUGGAGAAGACUUUGGGUCUCAAAACGUCCUUUUUCCUGUGGUGGGCUGUGGUAGACUCAUGAAUUUAGAGAAAUAAUUUUUUCAGUUCGGUGCAGAAGAUACAGAGCACCCAAACUUAAAAGGAGGAAGGAUGUAAACAAACAAGAAUAUAGUUUAUUGACAUUACAUCAGGGAAGUUGGUUGGUUUUUAUUCUAGCUGAAACUUCAGUUAUUGUCAGAUUUUUUGUAAAAGGGCAUGUUGGAAGAUUCUGUUAUUAAAGCCAGACACUUUAAUAUAUUCAUAUUUCCGAUUUGUUUAGCAGGAGUUAAUAGCCUUAAAUGUAUUGGUCCUGUAGACUUUAAUAUUCGGAUAUUAGUCUCUCUAAGUAUUUUCAAAUGCUGUUGGAGAAGUUCAAUUAUUAUCAAAUACGUAUUUUGCUUGAAUUAAGUAAACCAUCUGAAAUGUCUCCCAUACAUCUGAAUGUCUCCCAUACCAUCUGAAAUGUCUCCCUUAGAAAAGUUUAGUUCAUUGCGACUUUGUUUUAAAUUUUGGUUAUAAUAUGAUGUUACGGAUAAUUCCACUUAGAAAAAUCUGGUUGGUUGGUGGAAUUUUUGACGUGGAAAAUAAAGUGUGUGGCUUUCUACUGGAGGUGUACAUGUGACUCGAUGUUAUAUAUGGUUUCUGAUCUCCUUAGCAUUGAUUGGAUGUUAAUCCUUCUUUAAAGUGUAAUCCUAAAUAUACAAGUAAAGAAUGUGCAUUGCUUGAGAAA